AUGACGUCCGUCAUGAACAACCCUACCCGUCACCCGGCCAUGGCUUGGCAGAAGAGUGUCUGGAGGAGAAACCCCGGCACUGCUGGGGCAGAGGCUCUCCAAGCGCUCGCCAUCAACGUGCACCAUGUUCGCAAUGAAGCGGCAGGACCCCAACUCAAGGGAAGAAGGAAUGGUUUUCUCACUGAGGACGUCAGACGUGCAAUCCGGGUGGCAGCGCAGAAGCACUGCUUUGUUUGCGACGAGAUGGGUGCUGCCAUCACCUGCCAGGAGAAGAGGUGCAACCGCAACUUCCAUCGCCCCUGCGCCUCAGAGGGUGAAUGUGUCACCCAGUUCUUUGGGCUGUACAGAUCCUUCUGCUGGGAGCACCGCCCAGAGCAGGCAGUGGAGGCCAGUCCAGAGCAGAACAGCACCUGCAUCAUCUGCCUGGACCCUGUGGAAGACAAAAAGUCUUACCGCACCAUGCUGUGCCCAGCAUGCUGACACGCCUGGUUCCACCGGAGCUGCGUCCAGAAACAGGCUAUGCACGUUGGCAUCCGCUUCCGCUGCUUGCAUUGCCAAAAUGACAAUCAGUUUGUGAUGGAAAUGCUCACCAUGGGGAUUCGAAUCUCCAACAGGUCCACACAACCGUCGUGGGAGAGAGACCAAGAAUUUGGACUGCUAUAUCAGAGGCACAGCCACUGCAAUGCCAGCACGUGUCUUUGUCCGGGAGGCAGGGAGCAGGCAGAGGAAGAGGGGCCCUGGCAACUGCUCCUGUGCAGCUCCUGUGCUGCCGAAGGCACCCACCGACUCUGCUCCUAUGUGGGGAACGGUACAACCAUCUGGGAGUAUGACGGCUGUGCUGGCCUGGGCACUG
Messenger RNA from Cariama cristata (Red-legged seriema), 853 nucleotides. Its product is annotated as PHD finger protein 7-like. The record is from RefSeq and is a predicted model, not a curated record. The annotation marks the transcript as partial. The transcript is spliced from 7 exons. Gene Ontology annotation, cellular component: nucleus. NCBI's taxonomy places the organism in Eukaryota, Metazoa, Chordata, Aves, Cariamiformes, Cariamidae.